AAAGAGCGAGCGAGAGAGAGUGUGUGAAAGAGAGGCGCAGAGAGAGAGAGAGAGACACAGCCUGCCCUUCGCCUCUGAGCAGAGGCAGAUCGAGUCCCCGCAGCAUUGAACGUAGUCGAGGUAUCGAGACUGUCACCGGUAUCUCUUAAUUACAGUCAAUUGUGAAACGGAAACUUUGCAGAAAAAAGAUAAACGAAUGAGACAAUCUUUUUACGCACGGUUGUGUUUUGGAAAUCCGUACCAGGAGGAGAGAAAAAACUUUUUUUCUACUAUUAGUUUUUCGUUGCAUAAUCUUGGAGGAGCUCUCCAAAACAACGACACAUCCACGGCGACCAAAAUAAGACUCUUGGAGGACGAAAUUUAGAGAAAGAACGAACGAGUAAUAUUAACAUUAUUUUUUGGUUAUCGCGCCACAGCCCAUAGCGGAAGAGGUAAACGAGGGCGCAGGCGACAUUCGAUUGUAUGGCGCGUGCGACAUCUCCUCUCCAGCAAAACUACGGCGCGUGGCCAUACACAGGGCUAGGUAAUAAUAUAUGCGCCAACAACUAGAGAAUUGGGUGUUCAUCUUUCCAUAUUGUAGCAGCUACAGUUACAGUAUAUAAGACAGUGUCUUUAGAUUUCCUGGAGAAGCAACACUGGGCUUCAACUCCAAUCGAAGAGGCGGAGUCUUAACUUAUUAAAAGGAACUUGCCGAGACUCGGACGCCUGCAAACAUGAUGAUGAUGUCUCUGAACAGCAAGCAGGCAUUCGCCAUGGCCCACGCCAGCUUGCCCGAGCCCAAGUAUUCCUUGCAUUCCUCCUCGUCCUCCACGUUGACUUCGAAUGCGCCCUCCUCGUGCUCGUCUUCCCGACACAGUAGCACCAUCAUCAGCAGCGGCGGAGGCAAUUCGGAGGCGAUGCGCCGAGGAUGUCUCCCAACCCCACCGAGCAAUAUAUUCGGAGGCUUGGAUGAGAGUUUGUUGGCCCGCGCUGAAGCUCUGGCGGCGGUGGAUAUUGUCUCGCAGACCAAGAGCCACCACCAUCCUCCACACCACAGUCCCUUCAAGCCGGACGCGACCUACCACACCAUGAACACUCUCCCCUGCACCUCCUCGUCGUCUUCUUCCUCGGUGCCUAUUUCUCACCCUUCAGCCCUUUCCGGCCACGGUCACCACCACCAUCAUCACCAUCACCACCACCACCAACCCCACCAGGCGCUGGAGGGCGACCUGCUGGACCACAUCACCCCAGGACUGGCUCUCGGGUCCAUGGCAGGGCCAGACGGCUCCGCAACUGCGCACCCUGCUCACAUGGCGGGCAUGAACCACAUGCACCAGGCAGCCCUCAACAUGGCUCAUGCCCACGGGCUACCAUCCCACAUGGGCUGCAUGAGCGACGUGGACGCCGAUCCCAGGGACUUAGAAGCCUUCGCUGAGAGGUUUAAACAGAGACGGAUCAAACUCGGCGUGACCCAGGCGGAUGUAGGGGGAGCCUUGGCCAACCUGAAGAUUCCUGGCGUGGGCUCCCUCAGCCAGAGUACCAUCUGCCGAUUCGAGUCCCUCACCCUCUCCCACAACAACAUGAUAGCUUUGAAGCCCAUUCUUCAGGCAUGGCUGGAAGAAGCCGAGAAAUCACACCGGGAGAAACUCAACAAACCCGAGCUAUAUAACGGCGGAGAGAAGAAGCGGAAGCGCACGUCGAUAGCAGCACCGGAAAAGCGAUCACUGGAAGCUUACUUUGCCAUUCAGCCGCGUCCUUCCUCAGAGAAAAUCGCUGCUAUAGCAGAGAAACUGGACCUGAAAAAGAACGUCGUGCGGGUCUGGUUUUGCAACCAACGGCAGAAACAGAAACGAAUGAAAUAUUCCGCAUGCGUCUGACUCUGAACACUCGCUCAAAAAAAAAAAAAAAAAAACUAUCAACCUACGUUGAGAGACUGAACACUGUUUAGAGACGAUUUGUAUUAUAUUUCUUAUCACACACUUUUUCAAUCAUCAAUGACUUGUGCUUUGAACAACCCGAAUAAUUAAUAUACAUUCGAAAUGACUGAAAGCUCAAACCACUACUGCUGUCACGUCUUAUUCGCAACAGAAGGGAUGUGGAGUCAUGUACAGGAGCAUUUGAACAGAGCAAGUAAGACCUCUGUUUUUUCUCCACUUAGACCUACUAUUCUUCACCCUUUUAUGUCAGUUAAGUAUUAUAGGCUUUAAUCACACCUAUUUUUUUGGUUUAUGAUAUUGGUUAAUUUAUCAUAGCCUACAAUGGUGAACGUAGUGAAAAGAACAGUUAUUUACCAUGGGAAGAUAGGCCUACAGUAUUUUGACACAGCACUUGGUCGGUGCCUAUUGGCCUAGUAUUGGUGUGUUUAUAUUUUUGUCGUAAGGCUACGUUUUCCCUCUGAGUUUAUUAUUAUGACGAUGCAGUCUGGCAUUAAUUCCGGGUCCAUGAGGGGAAAUAGGGCAGUACAGUAAGCGCUUGCUGGGUCUUGGAAGCUAUUAUUAGAGUACUGCCAAACAACGCCGUGUAAAUGAUUAAUUUAGCGGUCACAUGACCUUCAUUUUGUGCCCCAUGUAAUUAAUUCCACCUAUUUCGUUUUAAAGUGUGAUGAAAAGCUGAAAGAUGAAGAAACAUGGUAAGAUAUUAAAGCAAAGACCCAGAGUUUAGGCCCUAAUCGAGCAACACUGUUUAUACACUAUAGCUGGUCUAGGUUUUUUUUAUUUAUUGCAUAAACAUCUAUCUGGCUGUAGAUGGGCCUAUAGAAAUAGUGGAUCAAAUGUAUGCAUUUGAUUGGGGUUUACAAUUGCCAAAUAUGAUUGUUUUACUACCGUUUGCAAUAGGGCUACGUUUGUUUUUGCCAGCCAACGUGGGUCUGUUUCUUAUGAACUAUUUAUUAGAUGAGGCCAUGUUUACAUCAUUAUAUAUUUAUUGGGAUUCCCCCUCCUCUUCCUCCUCCCUCGUUUUGCUUGAGAAAAGCUAAUUCUGACAGCAAGUGAAACGUGUUUUCGUAUAGGGAAAUGACAGCUAAAUCUAGACCGAUAGUCACGAAUUUAAUUUCGUUUCUGCUAAACGUUCGAGAUGGUACAAUCGAGAGAUAUAUGCGAUAAUAUUCUCCUUUUAAAUUAUUUUUAUGUAUGGUUUUCCCCCUGGUUAUUUAUUUGUAUAAAUAUGCGCAUCAUUAUGAAGUCGUUGCUUGUUAAAUUCACCUUGUUUCGUAAUGUUUUCUUAUUGAGAAAAUAACCGUUUCAUGGAAGUAUACGUGUAAAAUGUAAAUAUUUCAUUGGAACCCGUCGCACAUAAUUAUAUCCGUACAGGUUUUGCUGUAUUGCUGUUUUAGCUGAGGUACCUUCUUUCUGUAAUGUCUGUUGCUUUUGGAUUCCUGGUCGAAUUAUUUUUGUAUUUAUUUGUUACAUUAAUGUAUCUUUAAGUUAUUUAAUAAUUGAAUUGCAAUAUGUGUUUCAUUAAAGAACAAAUUUUAACAUUUUA
Salmo salar (Atlantic salmon) is the source of this 3459-nucleotide messenger RNA. Its product is annotated as POU domain, class 4, transcription factor 2. The record is from RefSeq and is a predicted model, not a curated record. NCBI's taxonomy places the organism in Eukaryota, Metazoa, Chordata, Actinopteri, Salmoniformes, Salmonidae. Gene Ontology annotation, molecular function: RNA polymerase II cis-regulatory region sequence-specific DNA binding; DNA-binding transcription factor activity, RNA polymerase II-specific. Gene Ontology annotation, biological process: regulation of transcription by RNA polymerase II.